This is a messenger RNA of Cottoperca gobio, 3986 nucleotides long. It is a transcript of the gene depdc1, whose product is annotated as DEP domain containing 1a. The record is from RefSeq and is a predicted model, not a curated record. Gene Ontology annotation, biological process: intracellular signal transduction. The transcript is spliced from 12 exons. Lineage: Eukaryota; Metazoa; Chordata; Actinopteri; Perciformes; Bovichtidae. The coding region runs from base 144 to 2705 and encodes 853 amino acids.
CAGGCAGAGUUGUGUAUCAUCAAUGCUUUCCAUUCACACUAUCCGGUAGCAAAACAUCGGCGAAUACUUCCCUGAGUAAUGGAUAUUUUUACCUCUAGUCAUAUUGGAUAAAGGGAAAACUUUCUGUCUUUUUUGUGAUCAAUAUGAGUUCUCACGUUAUCACCCCCGGACCUUACCGGGCCACAAAACUGUGGAAUGAGAUGACUCGUUUGUUUCGGGCUGGUAUGCCCCUCAGGAAACACCGGCAGAAUUUCCGGCACUACUCCUCCUGCUUCACCGCCUCAGCCGCGGUGGAGUGGAUGCACCAGCUGCUCUGUAGCAACAGCAAUUUUGGCCCCGAUGUCACCAGGCAGCAGACGGUGCAGCUCCUGAAGAAGUUUCUGAAGAACCAUGUGAUCGAAGACGUGAAGGGUCGCUGGGGCACAGAGGAUCUGGAGGACAACAACACUGUGUAUAGAUUCCCCUCCACUUCGCCUCUGAAGCCCAUUCCCCGUCCAUCUUCAGGCUCAGCCCCUGGCUCUGUUAAGAAAAGGCAUUCAUUCAUGGACAGGGAAGGUUUCUUCAAGUUUAGGAAUAUCAAGAAGCAGCAUGAGAAGGAGACACAGGAAAAUGUGGAUCCUGCCCUCCAAUCAGGUGGAGAGAAUCGGUCAAUAGGAGAGCAGCAGGUGCCAAGGCGAGAGCUGACGGUGGAGGAUGAACAGGAGAUCUGGAGAGACAUCACCCUGACCCACCUGCAAAGGAUUCUGGGCGUGGCAUCUCUUGAUGAGGUUUUAGACCAGCGUUAUGUAAACCCACAGAACAUCAUCCAUAAUGUGACCAAAGUCAACAAGCAUGGAGUGGUCACGCUGGACGACAAGACCAAUGACCUUCCACACUGGGUUCUGUCUGCCAUGAAGAGCCUGGCCAACUGGCCGAAGUACGACAGCGCACAGCCGUCCUAUCCCGGCUUUGAGAGAGAUGUCUUCAAAACAGUGUCAGAUUACUUCUACAGCCUUCCGCAGCCUGUACUCACAUACGAACUAUAUGAACUAUUUAUCAACGUCCUGGUGUUUUGUGGGUACGUUGCAGCGCCCACCACGACGCACCAACGUGGGAAACGCAAGAAGUUCGACCUCCCCUCAGUCCCCCCUCCAGUCAAGACAUCCUUCCGCUCCACCGAGUGUCUCCUCCUGUCGCUGCUCAGACAGGGGACAUGUGACGAGACGGAGUCGCCGAUGACAGAGGUGCUUGGUGGGAAGCUCCGGUCGCGGCUGGCAGCGCCGAAAGGAGGCUUUGAAAGUGCAGGCAAUGGUCAGUUAGGAGGCAGCUGCAUGAGUCUCAGUACAAUUAGUUCUACAAGGCCUCGAACCCGGAGUUCCUCACUUGAAACUAUCCUAGACGACUCUGCCCCUCUCAGCAGGCAACAGCUGUUCCUGUCCAAUGACAGCCUGGCAUCCUGCGCCUAUAGCAUCAGGAGCCAGGGUGACAGCGUUGCCAGCACAACACCCCACAGUCAUACAGACUUUCCAUCUGUAUCCAAAGCAACUCCAUUUACUUCAGGCUGUGCAACUAGAGAUAGACUGUCAGUCGCACAGAGGUCGCGCACCUUGCGGCCACGCAGCAUAGGCAGCUGUCUAGACAUUGUCAUAGAAACCAGGGAGGAAGAUGUCAAAGAGUCCAAGUGGCAGGGCCGCGCAGCCAGCUGCCUCAACGUGAACACUCCUGCAGACCAGCAUCACUCCUCCUCAGCUUCACGUCCUCCUUCGUUGCCCUCCUAUCCUCCCGCCUUUUCCUCCUAUGCUCCUUUCCCCUCCUUCUCUUCAUCUGCUUUGGCCAAAGUACAAGGGUCUCGUGCUACUACAGGACCUAGUGGGCCCAGAGCCGCCUCCAGUACCUCUAAUCUUUGGACGCUCCCCGCACCCGCUGUUGUCCGACGCUGCCUCAGCUCUCUGGAUGUGUCGAAGCCGUCUCGCACCGUUUCACUGUUCAAACUGCCAGUCUGUGUGCCUGCCCAACCCAAACCUGAGCACAGCGUUCUCCAGCCUCAGUGUGAGCGUGUGGCCAUCGAGGCCCUGCAGCUGUGCACCCUCCUCCUCCCCCCCAACUCCCGCAGGAAGCUGCAGCUCCUCAUGAGGAUGAUGUCGCGCAUCAGCCAGAACGUGGACAUGCCCCCUCUCCACUCCGCCAUCGGCACCCGAACACUGGUGGUUCACACGUUUUCAGGCUGCGUUCUGGGCAGUGCUGAGGAGUGUGAUUUGGACGAGCUGUUAGCUACCAGACUGGUGUCAUUUCUAAUGGACCAUCAAGAAAGCAUCCUCUCGGUCCCAGACUACCUGCACAGUGCUAUCAAUGACCACAUACAGUACCUGCGCACUGUACAGGUCCCGCUCGAUGGUGUUUCUAAUGUUGAUGGCGGAGAUGCAGUUUGCGUUCCGAUGCCCAUCUACGCCUUCUGCCGUCAGAUUAGCGGCGCUGAGUUUGAACAGCAAAAGCUGGAGUCUUCCCAGAAGGCCAUGGAGGAGUUGCUGGAGAUGCUGCUGACCAGCCAAAAUAUGAGUGAGAAGGACAGACGCAAGAAGCUGAAGCAGUUUCAGAAGCAGUACCCAGACAUCUACAGUCGCCGAUUCCCCUCCUCAGACAGGGACAGCAAGAGCGUCAACAAGCCAAAGAUUAAACCUCCGCUUCUCAACAUCAAGAAGACCAAAGCUUUCAGCAUCAGGAACUAAACUAACCAUACAGGUUGUCUCCAUUAUAGAAGCCACAGUCAUGUUGGCUGCACUGUAACUGCACUGAUACUAAGAGAUAUGGGAAAUCUCUUUGCAGCCAUUGUUACAUUGGUGUGUCUGUGUGUGUCUGUGUGUCUGUGUGUGCAGUUGCUCCUUUGAGCCGUUCACAUAGAUUUCUGUGUUUUAAAUAUAACGUGUUCAUGGGGUAGGAUAUUUUUUUUUUUUUUUUUGUAAAACAUGCUUUCUUGAUGGAUUUCUCUUUUUCCCCCUCACCAGUAUUUGCGUGUUCAGAUUGCAUUGUGGGAGUAAUAAAUAUGCAAUUCUAAGAUCACUGGUCCAUAUGGGAAUAAUUUGAUUAUAGAUUUCUUAAUAUAUAUGAAUGACGAUAUUGGGAGUAGUGCUAGAUAUGUCUUUGCUUGACUUGUUUAUUUCCAUGGUAACUGUUUUUAUAGACUUUACUAAACAUUUUAUGUCAUAGAAUCAAGUUUUACUUGAAAUGUUCUGUUAGUCAUGACGCUUUUCUCAAAAUGUUCAUUCUUGUUCUUUUUGAUUCUUUUCUUCAUCCUGUUGCUUUCAUUUGUGUGGUUUUCUUUUGGAAGCGUUUUUACGGUACCGUUUUAGGUUUUCUCAUCGGGGAUCUUUUGAUUUUUAGGAUCUCAGCUUUUUCAUAUACAACUCCAGUUAUUUUUAAAUGGAGCAUUUCCUAUCCAGUUUCUUUUAUUCCUUGCGUUUGUGUGUCUCAUCCCUGCUUCGUUUAUUGGAUACAGAAAUAUUUUGCACUGGAUUUAGGCAUUGUAAAUGGCCGGUAAGAUUAUGCCAACCAUCAGAAUAGUUAAUUUAUACAUAUUUAAUGCAUAUUAGACUCUAAAGAAGGUUUCACCAGACACCUGACAUACUUUGAGUAUAUGAUUGCUCCUUCUUAAAGGUACAACCUUGUGAAGUGUUUUUAUCAAGAAGUGAAGUUUCUAUUGGCUGUACCUAUCGCCUCUUAUAGGUAGUAAACAGAUAUAUCUUGUCAAGUGUCUGAGGAAAUGUCAAAUGUUUGACUCAAAGUUUCAAGCUGUUCUUUUUUAAUGUAUCUUAUAUGAAGUAUUAGUUCUACCAUGAUGUGUUUGUCUAUACCUCAAAUCAAAGUGUGUGUGUAUGCACUCAUUAGCAGAGUUUUUGGCAAUACUUUUGCAGAGGAGUGUUGUAUUGUACACAUACACCGUUGUACUCUUCCUCUACAUUGUUUACUAUGCAAAACCCCAGGAAAUAAAUCUGUUUAACUGUUCUAUUUAU